CAACAUGGCGGAUACCACCACGGAGAAUAACAUGACGGAUCUUGCCUUGGAACACCCGAUUGAGGGGGAUAUUACAGUACCUGGUGCACCGGACGAUGAAAGUGAUGAACUAUCAACAUUAGAUGAACCAGUCGUUAUAACAGUUAAAAGAGAUUUAAAAGCAGUUGGUAUUAAAUUUUUUCACGUCUUGUGGCCAAAACAGAGCAAAACGUUACUUAGAGAAUGGGAUCUUUGGGGACCUCUUAUUUUGUGUAUUUUAUUAGGAAUGAUGUUACAGGGUUCAAGUGCAGAUGACAACAGUGAUGGGGGUCCACAAUUUGCAGAAGUGUUUGUAAUUGUUACCGGAGGUGCUAUUAUAGUUACACUUAACUCACAACUUUUAGGAGGAACGAUAUCAUUUUUCCAGAGUGUAUGUGUUUUGGGUUAUUGCGUAUUACCUCUGAAUGUAGCUCUAAUUGUAUGUAGACUGGUAUUGCUAGCACCGGAACAAACAACAGCACUCUUUGUUAUCAGAUUUGCAAUAGUAUUUGUUGGAUUUGUGUGGUCCACAUUUGCAUCUAUGGCCUUCCUUGCAGACAGUCAACCUAUCAACAGAAAAGCACUAGCUGUUUAUCCCAUUUGUUUGUUUUACUUCAUAAUUGGUUGGAUGAUUUUAUCGCAUACUCAUUCCUAAUUACUCAUAUGUAUCGGGUUAUGUACAUAUAUUUUAUGGGAUACUUUUUGUACCUACAGUACGCAGCAUAUUGCUAAAGCAGUCAUGCUGCAUACAAUAAUAUGAGGUUAUUACGACAAUACCUCAAAGUAUGCAGAAAGACGGUACAGCUGGAGAAUUGGCCGACGUGUAGCGGAGGUCGAUGCACGGCGUACUUUUUGAGUGCAUACUUUGAGGUAUUCUCAUAAUAACCUUACUAUUAUACAUCUUUUCCUUCCAAGGAUACACCAUGGGAAUGCCGAAAUCCAAAAUGUUUAUAACAGAAUCAGCGAACUAAUAUGUGUGGAGUCUGGUCAAACUCUGG
Messenger RNA from Saccoglossus kowalevskii, 1016 nucleotides. Its product is annotated as protein YIPF6-like. Gene Ontology annotation, cellular component: trans-Golgi network; membrane. NCBI's taxonomy places the organism in Eukaryota, Metazoa, Hemichordata, Enteropneusta, Harrimaniidae. Gene Ontology annotation, biological process: endoplasmic reticulum to Golgi vesicle-mediated transport. The record is from RefSeq and is a predicted model, not a curated record.